This is a messenger RNA of Pezoporus occidentalis (night parrot), 2437 nucleotides long. Its product is annotated as interleukin-1 receptor type 1-like. Gene Ontology annotation, molecular function: interleukin-1, type I, activating receptor activity. The transcript is spliced from 13 exons. Gene Ontology annotation, biological process: regulation of inflammatory response; signal transduction. Bases 381 to 2099 code for a protein of 572 amino acids. NCBI's taxonomy places the organism in Eukaryota, Metazoa, Chordata, Aves, Psittaciformes, Psittacidae. The record is from RefSeq and is a predicted model, not a curated record.
CGGCGCAAGGAGCGGAUGGAGGUAGCAGGGGGUGAAAUGACAUAGAAAAGUCUUCGAAGCGCUGACUGCGAAAUGAGCUCCUUCCACUUCAUGCCAAAAGGAGGUAAAUUGAAACUCCAAGAAUGAAGUGUCAGCUCAUUUGCAAGUUAAAGGAAAACCACAUACAAGGCAACUAAAUAAAAACUAUGGUAUCAGUGCUUUGUCAGUUGAACUGUCCAGAAGAAGUACGUACUCGGAAGCUGUUACACUAAAGUGUUGAACUCUGCUUUGUGUUUCCCUCCCUACUACCCCAACAUACCUGCAUGUGAAAUGUUUCAAAAGAAGGAGCUGGUGUGGCUUAUUUGUCACUAAAGUGAUCUACACUGGAUAUAAAACAAAAGAUGACAUCUAGGUUUUUGCUUAUUGGCCAUCUCAUUCUACUGAUACCUCUGCUCUGCGCUGAAGAAUGCAUUAUUUGUGAUUACUUUGUACUUCUUGGAGAGCCUACAGCUAUUAGUUGCCCAAUAUUUAUAUCGCCAGCCCUUCAAUCUGAUUACAAUCUGACGUGGUAUAAAAAUGGUAGUUCUACACCAGUAACCACAGAGAGAUGGGCCAGGAUCCAUCAGCGACAGGACUUGCUUUGGUUUAUUCCUGCAACGCUGGAAGAUUCUGGACUUUAUGAAUGUCAUGUAAGGAGCUUUAACUACUCUAAGAAAAAAACUAUAAAUUUAGCAGUUUUUAAGAAUGAUAACAGUUUGUGUUUUAAUGGAAAAAUGAGGUUUGAACAAAAAGUGACAAGCAGAAAUACUGGAAAGAUAAUAUGUCCUGAUCUAGAACAUUUUAAAGAUGAAGACAAUAAUCAGCCUGAAGUACACUGGUAUAAGGAGUGUAAGCCUGGAUUUCUUGAAGACAAGAGACUUCUUUUGGCAGAGGGUGAAAAUGCUGUCUUGAUUCGCAAUGUAACUGUACAAGACAGAGGAAACUACACAUGCCGUAUGGUGUACACAUACAUGGGAAAGCAAUAUAAUGUUUCAAGAACCAUGAGUCUAGAGGUUAAAGAAAGACCCCUGCAGAUGAGGCCAGAGUUUAUUUAUCCGAAGAAUAAUACAAUUGAAGUAGAACUUGGUUCUCAUGUAGUUAUGGAAUGUAAUAUAUCAAGUGGCAUAAAUGGCUUGAUUCCAUUCUGGCAAGUUGACGAUGAGGAUGUUGAUAUCUUUGAUAGCACCUACAGGGAACAGUAUUAUGAUUUCUCUACAGAUGUUUACUUUUUACCAUUUUUUAAUGACAGAGAGGGGAUGCCUCAUGGACUUGCUGUAUCUGGAACAAAAUUUAACAUUUCAGAAGUGAAAGUAAAGGAUUAUGCACAUAAAUUUUUCUGUCACUUCAUAUAUGGUUCUCAACAAUUUACAGCCUACCUCAAAUUGGAAAGCCCAGCUCGGAACAUUCAAGGUUACUUAAUUGGAGGAGGAGUUUCUUUAGUAUUUUUAGGUUUUUUUACUCUUUGUAUCUACAAGAUCUUCAAAAUUGAUAUUGUGCUUUGGUAUCGGGACUCCUGCCAUCUUUUCCUGGGUAAAAAAGUUUCAGAUGGGAAGAUCUAUGAUGCUUAUGUUGUGUAUCCAAAAAACAGAGAGAGCUGCUUAUAUUCAUCAGAUAUUUUUGCUCUGAAGAUACUACCAGAGGUCUUAGAAAGACAGUGUGGGUAUAACCUCUUCAUAUUUGGGAGGGAUGAUUUACCAGGAGAAGCUGUGAUCAGCAUCGCUGAUGAAAAAAUUCAUCAAAGUAGAAGAGUGAUAAUUGUUUUAGUACCAGAACCCUCCUGUUAUAGUAUUCUAGAAGAUGUAUCUGAAAAGCAGCUAGCCAUGUACAACGCUCUUAUCCAAGAUGGCAUUAAAGUAAUUCUCAUUGAACUGGAAAAAAUACAGGAUUAUGCAACCAUGCCAGAAUCCAUCAAGUAUGUUAAGCAAAAGCAUGGAGCGAUCCGAUGGAAAGGGGACUUCUCAGAAAGGUCUCACUCGGCAAGUACCAAAUUCUGGAAGAAAGUGCGCUACCACAUGCCAUCCAGAAAAAAUGGAUCUUCAUCAGGACUGCAUUUGUUACCAAAAGACUUUAAUUCUCCCUAAAUAACAAAAGAAAAAUGACACUUAAUGACUAAUUCCAUUCACAUGGUUGGUGAUGGAUUGAUCGAAGGUCACAUUUAUCUGUUUUGUGCAGACAAUCUUAUCCAGAUUUUUUUGGACUGAAGGUACUGCAGCUUCAUCUACAGAUGUGAAUCAUUUUUUUUCUUCUGUCCAGAACAACAGAAUGCUUUGAAAUGCCAUCAUUAGCACAGAGAUGACAUGAAUAUCACAUAGGAAGUACAUGAAGCCUUUUCCAAGAAUUGCACUGUGAUUUGCUGGAAAUUUUUUGUUAUUAAAACUGAAAGGGGAGAAAAACUAUCACCCCCCAAAAAAAAAAACAA